ACAACAGCACAACACACACACACUCACUCCUGACGGAUCGCAGACAGAGCUGGAGAAGAUGGAGAAACCUUUACUUCUCCUUUUCUCUCUUUUGGCAUCCGCGUACUGCACAAACAGUCUCCCCGAGAUCUCCACAUCUGUGGUCAUUUUGAGAGAAGAUAUCAGACUAGGCGAAUAUGCAUUUCAAAUUGUAGCAACAGAUCCAGACGAUGAUCCUCUGACAUAUAAAAUCGGUGGAACAGAUGCUGGUUUUUUCAGUGUUGAAGAACACACUGGUAAUGUGACCAUCAGAAGUCUGCUGGACAGAGAGACAAAAGAGUUCUUAAACAUUGACGCAAUGGUGAAUGAUGGCGUUUAUGAAGACGUGAGGAAAACUAUUUACAUUAAUGUUGAAGAUGCUAAUGACAACAUACCAAUUUUCAAUAGUCUGCCGUACAACGAGGAUGUUCCCGAGAACACUACUGUGGGCACCACACUGUUCACAGCAAGUGCCACAGACAUGGAUUUUGGCCAAGCAGGCAUUGUGUCCUACAAAAUUGAUGAGGUGGUCCCAGACGACAAAGACAUGUUUUCAAUAGUUGCGACCACUGGAGUCGUCACACUGGUGGGAAAUUUGAACUUUACUGAGAAAAGUCCUUUCUAUCAGAUCCGAAUCAACGCAUCUGAUGGCGGAGGGAUAUUGUAUGGUGAACAAGUGGUUCAAUCCUCAUCAGCAAUCGCUUUUAUUACGGUGAAAGAUGUGCCAGAUAUCGACCCACAGUUUCUGAAUUUACCAAACAAUGCUGCUGUUGAAGAAAAUGAAGGAGUGGGUACGACUGUCUUUACUGUGAAAGCCAGAGAUCCAGACACUGGCGUCAAUGACAAGAUCACCUUCAGCAUUGAUGACACUAAUGCACCAGACCUGUUCCAUAUUGACACAAACACUGGGAUAGUAUCAGUCAACGCUGACAUUGACCGUGAAGAAUUACUGGAUAUAAGUGCUACUGUCUUACUGAAAAUAAAGGCAAGUGAGACAAACCCUAAUGUGAAUGAAGUUAUUGCAAGCACAAUAGCAGACCUUCAGAUUUCAAUUAAAGACGUGAACGACAACAGCCCAGAGUUUUAUGAGUGCAUAGAUGAAACCUGCAUGAAGAAAAAUAACUUUGAAGGCAAAGUUGAUGAACAUUCAUCUACAGGACUGGCCGUAGCAGAACUGAAUAUAAAAGUCAAAGAUCUAGACGAGGGGGAAAACAGCAGGUUCCAUCUCCAUCUCGAUGGGCCUGAUAAAGAUGCAUUUAGAGUCAGUCCCACCUCCGGGAUGGGAGAAAGUACUGUACAAGUGCUUGUGAGAGAUCCUCAAGCUGUUGAUUAUGAGAUCAAAAAAACAAUGCAUGUUCAGAUUGUUGUUGUAGAUGCCACACCUUCUGAUGAUGGCUACACCUCUACAGCCACGGUCACUAUUCACCUCAAUGACAUAAAUGACAACUUUCCUAAGUUUGAGAAGGAACUUUAUAAAGAAGAGGUUCAUGAACACUGUGAAAAUGAAACGACUGUGGCGACUAUUACCGCAACAGAUGCUGAUGCUUUUGAUGAGGGGAAUAUCACCUACAGACUGAUGCCAGAAAGCAUACGGUCAACAUUUGAUGUCCAUGAAAAGACUGGAACAAUCUAUGUGACAAAUGGAGACAAACUUGACUGGGAAAUCACCAAAUCCUACACAUUAACCCUGCAGGCCUUUGACUCAGGGAACAACACCGGGACCACGGUAGUGGAGAUCUCAAUUCUGGAUAUUAAUGAUAAUGCUCCGGAGAUGAACAGAGACAUUUAUGAGGCCUUUGUACAGGAAAAUGAAGAUUUCAAGAUUCUAAUACAGGCUACAGACAGAGAUGAUCCAAAAACACAAAACAACAAAGUCCAGUACCGCAUCUCUGAGGAGAGCACCUUCAGUAGUAACUUCACCAUUGACCUAGACUCUGGCUUGCUCACAAACAAAGGUGAACUGGACCGUGAGGCUAUUGAUAUUAGCCAGAACGGUGUGAUUCAGCUGAUCGUGAUCGCUUCAGACAAGGGCACACCAUCCUUAUCCUCCUCAGCCAAAGUGAACAUCAGUGUCGGGGAUGUCAAUGACAAUGCUCCACGCUACCUGGACCCUUCUCCCUAUGAGUUCCAUGUCAAGGAAAGUGUAAAAGGUAUAUACGUUGGCUCUGUGCACGCUCACGAUGCUGACCAAACAGACUUUAACAACCGCAUCUUCUUCAGCAUCACCGAUGGUAGUUUCGGGAGUUUCAUAAUCUAUUCCGAGGCCUUGAGUAACGGAUACAGAGGCAACAUUACAGUGGAUCCGUCUGUUGAGCUGGACUACGAAAGCGAACGCAAAAAAUACACACUGAAGGUGCAGGCGUCAGACUUGGGUCAGAAAUCUGAUGAAGCUGAGGUGAAUAUUAUAGUGGAGGAUGUAAACGACACUCCACCUGAAUUUCCAUCAGGCAUGAUUCUGAAAGCGGAAGAAAACACCACCUUGCCAGUACCGGUGGCCACAAUCAAAGGCAAAGAUGUGGACACCAACCACAGUCUAAUCUAUGAGUUGGUUUCUACAAAAUGCCAGUGCAAUGGCACAACAGGGCUGUGUCCUGAAGAGUGGUUCAUCGUUGAGAGCAACGGCAACAUCAUAGCUAACACGGAGUAUGUUAUUGACUAUGAGAAAUGUGACGUAGUGUUCCUGACAGCCAGAGUGGUGGAUAUUUACACCGAGGUGGGGAGUAACAGUAGUGAAGGAAUCGUCACUAUUAAUAUUGUGGAUAUCAACGACAACGCCCCUGAGUUUGUCUUCCUACAGGACUUCUAUGUUGUGGUGAUUGAAAAGGUCGACACCGGCACAUCUGUCGCCAGAGUUUAUGCCACUGACAGAGACACAGGAGAAAACAAGAAAAUCAAAUUUCAAGUCAACAAAAUUACCUUUAUCGACAGUGAAGGGAAUAAAACCGAGAGUCUGUUUCUCUACGCUGAUAACUUUGAUCAGGAAGAUGCUGAAGGAAGAUACACCGCAUAUAUACGGUCUCAGAAGGCAAUGGAUAAUAAUAAAAGAGGGAAGUUUAUGGUGGAGGUGGAGGCCGUUAAUGGUAAACUCAGCACCACAGGUGUGGUCGAGCUCCUGACGGUGGACAGCUCCUUCAGGGUCAGUCUCAGGUUUGAUAAGACUGUUGCUGAAGUAAACGAGGCGUUGCCGCAGGUCAGAGGCAUUCUGCAGAGUGCCACAAAAGCAAUGGUGGAAAUCUUUAACGUGUUCAGCGAUUCGGGGAUUCAGCGAGCUGAAGAGAAGACGAUUCUAGAGGCGUAUUUUGUGUUCCCGAAUGGCUCUGCGCUGGAUUAUGACGCAGUGACCUCCAUCCUCAACUCUGAAGAGGUCUAUAAGGAGUUUGGACAGCAGCUAGCACAGCUCGGAUUUACUGGCAUUUCGACAACCGGUGAAGAUCCGACUGGUGUGAAGGCUGAGGUGUACAUCAUGAUCGGUCUGAUGGCUGCGCUGGCCAUCGUUCUAGUUGUAAUGACCACAUCGCUGGUGUGCAUCAGAAGAAAUUACAAGAGGAAACUGAAAGCCUCCAAAGCCAUGAACUCUGCAGCCACGGUGGUCAUCCAGAACCAGAAGAGCGGACCCGUCGUUCCUGGAACCAACAAAUACACCAAAGAAGGAGCAAACCCAGUGCUGAAUAUGAAUAUUGAUACGGCCACAGACCUGGGCUUUGAUGAAGACGGAUCCAGUGCAGACAGAGAGAGCCUUAAUUCCCUGGACUACAACAUUGACAUGGCCAUGGCAGAGAAAGACAAUAUGCCCAUGAUGGUGAUUCAGGAGGAAGAAGAAGAGGAUGAAGAGAGGAGCGAAUCUCCGUACAUCGAGCCUCUGGGUGCCGCUUUGGCUCAGCGAGAGAAGAAAAGAGGAGCAGACGGUCCCGGUCUCACUUUUACAAACCAUUCAGUAGACACCACUGACCUCUAACAUUCAGCAAAUCAAUCACUCCCACCUCCACCUGUCUGCCAAGUCACAUGUAUGUGCUCCUGCCAAAAGAAAAGAGACAGAAAACUCUGAACAAUAAUACCUGCACUAUCAAAUGUGAAGAAAAAACACACACAAUGAUUUGGCGAAUGCACUAAAAGCAAGCAACCUCAUAUAGAAAUCUAAUGUAAGGCUGAUAUGCAAAUUACAUAUAUGAUAUACCAGUUCAUAUUUGGAUUUUACAAACACUGUUAACAAUUUUCUGAAGAAUCUACAAUAACUUACCGGCAGCAGUUCGCCAGUAACUCACAGACAGCAAAAACACUAUUUACAUUUACAGCACAAUUGAUCUUGCUCUAUAUGUAUUUACAGCAUUGUAAAAUUUUACUCUAAACUAGGGCUGUGCGAUUAAUCGAAAUCAAAAUGCAAUUUGAAACAUUGCGAUUAGUUAAUCGCAAGAGGCUGCAAUAUUAUAUAUAUAUAUAUAUA
Danio aesculapii is the source of this 4459-nucleotide messenger RNA. RefSeq names its product cadherin related family member 2 (gene cdhr2). NCBI's taxonomy places the organism in Eukaryota, Metazoa, Chordata, Actinopteri, Cypriniformes, Danionidae. Gene Ontology annotation, biological process: homophilic cell-cell adhesion. The transcript is spliced from 31 exons. Gene Ontology annotation, cellular component: plasma membrane. The record is from RefSeq and is a predicted model, not a curated record. Bases 59 to 3973 code for a protein of 1304 amino acids. Gene Ontology annotation, molecular function: calcium ion binding.